GGAACUAAAGGGUUGGUCGCCAUGGUUGCUACAAGCAAACUGAAGAAUAAAAACCCGGAAUGCGUAUCAGAAUUGAUUGACCGUAGAUACGACUUGACUUGUAUUGAAAAUGAGCUGGAUUCCUGUUUGGCUGAGCCCCACCUGAACGUGGAGGUGUCUGAGGACAGGAUGUGUCAGCAGUUGGCCAAGAUGUUUGAGAACUGCCUGUCACGGGCCAAGAAGACCACGAUGCGUUGCUCUAAGGUGCUGGUCCCUGAGAAGCUGACUCUGAGGAUAGCACGCGAUGUACUGCGCCUGUCGUCGGGUGAGCCGUGCGGCCUACGCGGCUGUGUACUCUACUUGCACCUGGAGCAGGAACAGUGCUGUAAGCAGCUGGAGCGCAUCGUGUACAAUGCAGACGUGGUGCCCACCUUCGAGCUGACGCUGGUGUUCAAGCAGGACUGUAGCGCCUGGCCCAGUCUCAGGGACUUCCUGCACAUUGGUGCCUGUUUCACUCCAGGCUUCAGGCAUGCGCUCAAACUCAGCCCUGGCUUCCGGCUCAUCAAGAAGAAGCUCUACUCCUCCUUGGCUGGUACCGUGGUAGAAGAGUACUGAGAAGGGGGAAUUGAGGAAGGUGGGACACUAUGGUUCAGUCAGCUGUCCUUGGGGUGGCAUGUACAAUGCUUUUCUACACUUGAAUAUCUGAAUGUUAAGAUCUCUCCUGGAGGGUCUUAUUUUCUACAUGUUUUUGUAUACUCGUUCACAUAAACUGUAUUUUGUCUUGUACAAAGGUUACUGUUGUCCAGCCUGUCUGUUCCAAUGUCCAGGUUUCUACAACUGAUUAUUCAAAAUGGACGGACAAGUCUUGGUUACUGUAAUGGAUUGUCUAAUGCCUAAACAAG
This is a messenger RNA of Salvelinus namaycush (lake trout), 881 nucleotides long. RefSeq names its product DNA damage-inducible transcript 4-like protein. Gene Ontology annotation, cellular component: cytoplasm. The record is from RefSeq and is a predicted model, not a curated record. NCBI's taxonomy places the organism in Eukaryota, Metazoa, Chordata, Actinopteri, Salmoniformes, Salmonidae. Gene Ontology annotation, biological process: negative regulation of signal transduction. The transcript is spliced from 2 exons. The coding region runs from base 22 to 594 and encodes 190 amino acids.